Molecule: messenger RNA, 2872 nt
Organism: Spodoptera exigua (beet armyworm)
Lineage: Eukaryota; Metazoa; Arthropoda; Insecta; Lepidoptera; Noctuidae
Source: the annotation of a GenBank genome assembly
GGUCGCUGCUUGUUAAGCACGGCUUGGCGCUCUGUUAGCCUGCAUGUGGUGUAAUCAAGAUAUUAUUUCUUAAAUAGUUUUGGAAAAAUAAUCGUUGAAUUGACCAUGAAAGUGUAGAGUGCGUAAACGAUUAAAUGUAAUAUGUACAACAUCGUGACCGGCCACAAGGUUUUAUAAAGGUUCGCUAAUCGAUCAUGUUAGUUUAAAUCGUCUUUAGUUUAAUUAGUUACGUGGUGGCACGAUGACUGCUGUUAGCCUGCAGGAGCAAGCGGAAGCGGCGGAUCGAGCUCAGAUGCUCAAGAAGAUCCUGAGUGCCACAUUCUAUGCAGUAGCGUCGUUUAUGAUCACAGUGGUGAAUAAGACAGUGUUGACGACCUAUGGAUUCCCCUCAUAUCAAGUUCUUGGCCUGGGACAGAUGGUGGCGACAAUCACAGUGCUAUUCGUCGGCCGGUCUCUCAAUGUAGUGCAAUUCCCGCCUCUUAAUGGUGGCACCUUCAAGCGUAUCUGGCCUCUGCCAGUCAUCUACUUGGGAAACAUGGCAACUGGACUAGGCGGUACCAAGGAACUGAGCUUGCCAAUGUUCACGGCCUUACGACGCUUCAGUAUACUGAUGACGAUGCUGGCUGAGCGGUUUGUACUGGGAGUGCAUGCCUCUUGUUCAGUACAAACCAGUGUCUAUGCUAUGGUGGGCGGAGCUCUGCUGGCAGCCGCUGACGACGUCACAUUCUCAUGGUCUGGGUACACACUGGUGCUGCUCAAUGAUGCAUUCACAGCUUCAAAUGGAGUGUACAUGAAGAAGAAGUUGGAUGCUAAAGAUCUUGGUAAAUAUGGGCUGAUGUAUUACAAUGCUUUGUUCAUGAUAGUCCCUGCAGCUAUUAUUGCGUGGGCUACUGGAGACCUGCACAAGUCAAGUGAGUACCCAAACUGGUCAGACUCACUAUUCCUUGCACAGUUCAUGAUGUCUUGUGUGAUGGGCUUUAUUCUGUCAUACAGUGUCAUGCUUUGCACUCAGUACAACAGUGCACUAACUACAACAAUCAUUGGGUGCCUGAAGAAUAUUCUAGUUACAUAUUUGGGUAUGGUGAUAGGGGGAGACUAUGUGUUUUCUUUGUUGAACUUUGUAGGGCUCAACAUCAGUGUGCUGGCUAGCUUGUUGUACACCUAUGUCACAUUCAAGCGCAAGCCUUCUCCGUCUUACAUGCUUGUGCCUACUCCUAAAGUGGACACGGUAUAGCAGUUCCGAAAAAGGAGGCCGACUCAGUGCUCUACAUAUUUAGUAUAGUAUUGAAGAUGGUGCCAAAGAUGACUGACUGUAACAGUGAGUAGUAUAUUGUGUAAAUAUGUUUCACUCACAUGUGACUUGCUGGGGGAGCCCCAGCAUUCCUCCGAGAGUAAGUGGAGAUCUAGAGAUCUUUAACAGUUAUCAAGUAAACAAACAAUAACAUACAAAUUCUGCAAAUUUUGGUCAGUGAAUGUGCUCAUGUGUUGGUAGUUGCAAUAGCCACAUCUCUGGGGCUUAUUCAUUACAGUACAUGUUUAAUAUAGAUAUAAACAGGUUUUUAUAUUUUGUAUUGAUAUAUUUGCCAUUAUUGUAAAGAUAUAUUAUCUUCUGUGUUAAAUAAUUCUAUAUUUUGAAGUAAAAAAAUAAUAUACUGUUAAGUAAAGAGUAAUAAAAUAAUUUAUUUCAAUGUUCUUUUGAGAAGCAAUAUUUUUUGCAAUUUAGUCGUUAAUAUUAAAUGCUUUACAUAAAUUUGUAACAAUUAGCCAAUAACAUUGUAUAAAAAGGAAGAAAAAGUGUAGGAGUGGUAUCACAUCACUUGUCAUGAGGACAUUGUGUCUGUUAUGCAGGAAGGUACUCAAAAAAAUGCUGUUUUGAUUUCCCAUCCAAGCAUUUUAUACCUACAUAUUUGCUUAUAAAUGAGAUAUACAAGCUUUGAAAUUUAAAUCCCAAAACAAUGAAGCAGAUAAACAAUAAUGUGGAUUAGGCAGAAAUCCCUUGGAAUGAAUGAACAAAGGGGGAGAAGAAGGAAAAAAGGCUCAUGUAGGCCUUUUUCUUUCACACAAUAUGCUCCUCUAGUGUAAUGUUGCAUAUCGUAGUGAUCACAAUCCAUCAGGUGUACACAUGCAAAUAUAAUGAUGUAGAACAUCUAGGGAGACACCUAAAAAUUCGAGAUAUAGAGUUUUCAACUUAUGGAGGAUUUUGAUUCGACAUAAAGAGUUUGAGGUUUAUUCUUAUACAUUUUUCAGUUAGAGAGGUAAAAUAUAUAAAAUACAACUAGCAGACGUGACAAACAUAUUUUUAUCUAUACUACUAUUAAAAAGAGGUAAAAUUUGUAAGUUUGCUGGUAGGGGGUAAUUUUUGGAAAGCUGGUCGGAUUUCCUAAAUUCUUUCACUAAUUGAUAGCUACAAUGUUCCCUGGUGCUAUUGGCUAUAAAACAUUACGCUACAGUUAUAUUGAACCGAGCAGCGAUUGAAACAGCGCGGGAGUAGCUAGUUUAUUAUAAAUCUAUAUAUAGCAUUAAUAAGUCUGUUUUUUUUGCUUUAGAUAAUUUGGUUGUUCUCUUCAUCCAUAGCAUUAUUUAUUUAUCUAUUUAUCGUAUACUCCUAAAAUGUUUUCUAAGAAACAAUAGUGUACUCACAUUGUCGGCAAGUUCUUAAAGUAACUUAUUUUUGUUAGAACAAUAGAGGUAAUAAAUACCAAGUGAUCAAAUAAUUGUAAAGGUUGUAAAAUAAACCAUUGCUAUGUUUGAGAUACAGAGGUCAAAUUUACUUAGUUUUACGAAUUACAGAGUGAAAAUAUGUACCAAAAUUUAAUUUUCGACUAACAGAGGGUCAAUAUUUCAAGUAAAGGUUUUGGUGUUUGAAGGGAAG